Gorilla gorilla gorilla (western lowland gorilla) is the source of this 4565-nucleotide messenger RNA. It is a transcript of the gene COXFA4L2, whose product is annotated as NDUFA4 mitochondrial complex associated like 2. Gene Ontology annotation, cellular component: respiratory chain complex IV. Lineage: Eukaryota; Metazoa; Chordata; Mammalia; Primates; Hominidae. The record is from RefSeq and is a predicted model, not a curated record. The coding region runs from base 3491 to 3910 and encodes 139 amino acids. The transcript is spliced from 6 exons.
GGGGCGUUUCCGUGCGUCUCCGCCUGCAGGUCUGUGUAUGUGUGAAAAUCAGGAAGAGCCAGCGGGGAGUGUGUGUUGCCAUCGCGUCUCCGCCUGCAGCUCGGCUUCGCCGUCCGCAUCAUCUCCAUCCAUUAUUGAAGAAACAGCCGCGUCCGCUCCAAUCACAUCAACACCCCCGCCCCCUCUCCGUUCCGCUCGCCCCGCGGCCCCUCUGGGUGCUGAGGAGAGGGGAAGCCAAGGCGCGGUGGGGGCGCCGGGUGGGAAUGGGCUUAUGACCCUUGCCCCAAGCCCGGCCAGGAGCCGGGACGCCGGGGUCCCCGGCGGAGAGCGCUUUGCAUAAACAGAUGGCGCGGGCGUCUUUGUCUCACUCGUUCGCUCACCGCGCAGCUCCCGGCUCCGCUUCUGUCUGGCUGAUGCAAUCAUGAUCAUCUCGGUGCCUCGGGACUCGGCGCCCUUAAUAAUGGCAGAGGGGGUCAGGGGCCCCGGGGCUCCCGAGCAGAUGCUGGGCCCUGUGUCUUCCUUUCCGGGCGCCCCUCCAUGUCCCACAGCCGCAGCGGGAAGAUCAACGCUGCGCGGAGUUGACGGGCAUGUGUAGGUGACCAGGAGGAGGACCCCGGGCAGUGCCCCGAGGCGUCUCCGGGCUGCCCUGUUGGGCUGCUGCAGUCCCCAGAGGCAGCAACCCAGAGAAUAGGAAUAGAGCUGGGGAGUGGGGUUGGGGAGAGACAGAGAUAAAGACAGAGACAAAGAGAGGCAUUAGUAAAGAGAGACAGUGAGAUGGAGAGAUGUGGAGGGAGGGAGCGAGACACAAAGAGACACAGAAAAACCGAUGCAGAGGGACAAAGCCAGGUAAGGAAGGCAGCAAGAGGGAGAGCAGACAGACACAGCCAGAACAGGGAAGAGAGAGAUGGACAUACCCAGAGACAGGAAGCAGACAGAAGGCAGAAAGAACAAGAGGCAGAAACAAGGGCAGCCAGAGGCUAGGACAGGCCGGGUCAGAGGGCUUAGGGCAAUCUCGAAUCUGCAGCCGAGAAGCAGAGAUGACGCCCCCGCCUGCCCGGCCCCCAGGCAUCUGAGGAUGCCCAUCCCCAGAAGAGGAACCCGCCUGAACCCUGGGUGCCAAUUGUGGCUGGAGAGAUAGGAGCUUCCGCGUCCCCUCUCCGCCCUCCGGUCCCAUCUCACACCAGAAGAGUGGAGGCUGCGGGACCCACUGUCUUGGCGGCGGGAGUGGCGGAGUGACGGGCUGGGCGUGGACGGACACUCCAGGCACCAACUUAGCGGCCCGAACGCCGGGAGUGCAGGGUCGGCACUGCCCGACAGGGGGUGCCCAAGGCCUCUUCCCCGAGCUUGGGGGCCGCUCGGCCUCCAGGGGGCGCCCGAGCCCACGGCCCCUGCAACACGCUCGAUCCGCCCUCUGUGCCCCGGCGCGCGGAUUGGGAUCCUGGUGCGGGUUAGCGCUUGGAGUCCAGUCCCAGCGGGAUCCCGGGCCGCGCCUAAUCUGCGGCUAAUGACUCCUGCGGUCCCUCACCCCGCUGGGCCAGCGUGGCCUGAGUCCUCGUGGUGGGAAAGUGUGGAGAGCGAGGAGAGAUGGGAUCCGGAACCCAAGGAGUCCUGUAUUCCAGAUCGGCCCCAUGGGCCACGAGCCAGAGACGGGAACCAAAGAUGGAAGGGGGCUUAGAAAUAAAUUCACAGAGACAGGGACCAGAAGCAGGAGAAGGGUCAGAGAGUGGUGGAGAGGCGGAGCGGAGGCAAUAAUGUAACGUUGCAUCUCGGUGAGCGGGGCGGAGGCCCAAGGCCGGAGGGACAGCGGCGGCUCUGGAAAAGGAGCGCGACGGAGAAUUUGGGACCUGGCCGGGGUCACCGGAACUCAGAACAAAGGGCACAAGGAAGCAGGCGAGGGCCCCUGAGCAAAGGCGCAAGGACCAGGCGCCCCUUCCGGCGUCCUGGCUCCCCAGCUGUGCCACAGAGAACCAGAUGUGCAGCCCAGUUGUGCGGCCGCUCGAGUUUGAACUCUGGGAUUGUUUUUUGGUCCCAGAGACUGGAGGGCUGGGGUGCGCGGGUGACAGGACACGCCCUCCCUUCCUGGGCCCUGGAGGCGCGGGCUCUCGGGAGGGCUGGGCUGCUGGAGGCUCUGACAGCCCGUCAGCCCCGCUCCCCCGCCCCCCACACACAUCGCAGCGAGUCUCUGUCUCUUUGUUCUCGCCGUGUCUCUGACACUUUAUCUCAUUAUCCGCCGGAGGGAGGCGGAGAGCCCGGGACCCCGCAGCCUAAUUACAGCCGCGCUUGUCAGAGUAGGGGGCGGCGGAAGUAUCAGCGCGAAGGAAAGGGAGGGGGACCCUAGAAAGCGCCCUCUCCCUCCCUGUACCCCGACGAUCCCAGCGACGGGUGCAUAGCUCGCUCCCGCCCGCGCCCUCCACAGGGCGGGCUCUGGAGGGGGAGGUGCUCUGCAGGAUCGGCUGCCAGGAGGGAGGGGGUGGUGGAGGUUAUCGUGGGAGUGGGGAGAGAUAUUAGGACUCCGUUCCUACUUCCCUAAGACCCAAAUUCCCCAGAGACGGGGGCUGUGAGCCUCCCCACCCCAGCAGCAUAGCACACACCUGAGAUGGUUGAGGACACGACGGAAUCGCUUGCAUUUCUGUGUCUGUGUCUUGUUCUCUUUCAGCAUCUGUCCGAUCUUUCCUGUUUCCCCCACUCCAUUCCCUUCCUAUCCACCCCACAGCCACAGGAAGGGGAUGGCCUCCUUGGGCGGCCCCACCUUUACCCUACCCCAGGUAGGCAGAGCAAGCAAGUCUCUCAAGCCCCACUGCCAUGACUGUGGUAGAAUAAAUAAACUGGCGUAUUCUAUCCUGAUCCUGAGCCAUGAUUAACAUACACCUGGUUCUUCCAGCCUCCAACCGCGAUUCCAGUCCAACCACAACCUGAAGAAACCACUCAGAACAAGAGGGGCUGGGGGAGCUUUACGGUGUGGGCCUGUCUUCCUCCUUCCCCCACUACACUGUGGAGGGGACAGAACCAGGGUUCUCAGGACCCGCUCCUGGACAGCUCUAAGGGUGUCAGGGAAGUGCUGCACAUGCCCUCACCGGCCCUAGCCCCUCCUGGUCCCACCUGUGAACACUCCACACAUGCAUUUUGCUAAGUGCCUGUCCCAUGGCCAUGCCUCCUCCCACAUCUUAUGGGGUCCUAUGCCACUGAGGUCCUUCCCUCAGAUGCCAAAAGCCCCAAGAAUGAUGGUGUCCCUUGGUCCAGGUGCAGACAUCUGGAGGAGAGAGUCGGAGAGCAGAAACCACUUGGCUCCCAGACAAUUCCCCUACAGGCUUUGGGCCUGGAAUUGAGGAGAAAGUGAGCUAAGUAGGGGUGGGGUGAGUCCAAAGAAGCACGGGCUGGGCCAAGCUAAGCUGCUCUGGGCUGGGCUGAUCCCUCCCCACUCAGGGGCGGGACCCCAGGAGGAGGGAGAGGACAGAGCCACUGCAGAGGACCAGACUGGAAAAACAACGCUAUGGCAGGAGCCAGUCUUGGGGCCCGCUUCUACCGGCAGAUCAAAAGACAUCCGGGGAUCAUCCCGAUGAUCGGCUUAAUCUGCCUGGGCAUGGGCAGCGCUGCGCUCUACUUGCUGCGACUCGCCCUUCGCAGCCCCGACGUCUGCCCACCUGGCCGCUCACUCCUCAGCUUGGCCCGCCCUGAAAUGCGGAACCCGCGCCUCUCCCGGCCUGGUUGCCAUGACGACGACGCUCAGCCAGCGGCGGGCUCGGGCUUUUGGGUACCUCUAAGUCCUCACCAGAGUACUGGGGUUGUGGCCGGCUGGGACAGAAAGAACAACCCGGAGCCCUGGAACCGCCUGAGCCCCAAUGACCAAUACAAGUUCCUUGCAGUUUCCACUGACUAUAAGAAGCUGAAGAAGGACCGGCCAGACUUCUAAGCCAGGCUGGGCUGCCAGUGCCAUGCAAGCCACAGCCAGCCAGCCCAUCCACUUCUUCCACUCCUCCCCGCAGGCCCCAAGGCAUCACUCCGGCCACCCUGUCCCGCUACUGCUUACACAGGCCGGGUUCCCACGCAGAGGGGAGGCUGCUCCACCCCUACUCUCCUCCCUUGCUCCCAGCAGCGGAAGCGCCUCUGACCCUUGGCUUGAGUCCCACGUGGGGGAGGAGGAGGCAGGCAGCACCAGCAGGGGUCCACCAAGAGCCCAGACCAGCCCCUCUGCCCUCCUACCCGGGCCUCGAAGGGUGUGGCACAGGCUACGUGUUGAGCGUGGCCUACGUGAGCCAACAAGAAGCAGGGGCCUCUGAGUGCCAAGCGACGUGGCGGGCUCCACGUUAGCCCAGGCUCUGGGAGCCAGCCCAGGGGCGGCGCUGCUCAGCUUGGGCUGGUCCAGGGCCUGCCCAGGCUGGGGCACCUUUGCCUCCCGAGGCGCAGCGCACUCCUCCCCUGCCCAAGCCUACUGCCUCCGGCUGCCGCCAGUACCCCCUCCAGCCCCACACCUGGGCCUCCCCCUGCCGCUCCCCUCCCUUGCUCCCCUCUGUCCCCAGGGAUCAAACAGAAGCAGCCGUGGGCAAAAUACAAUUUCAUUUAACAAA